Nomia melanderi (Alkali bee) is the source of this 5402-nucleotide messenger RNA. Its product is annotated as C-terminal Src kinase. The record is from RefSeq and is a predicted model, not a curated record. Gene Ontology annotation, biological process: protein phosphorylation. Lineage: Eukaryota; Metazoa; Arthropoda; Insecta; Hymenoptera; Halictidae. Gene Ontology annotation, molecular function: protein tyrosine kinase activity; ATP binding.
GUGGAUUAACUUCAGCGCCAGUCUCUCGUAGAUCAAGACGUUCUUCGCUCGAGGUCGUAUGUAGCAAAAUGGCCGUUCGACCAAAGUGAGUGUGACGUUUCGCGAGGUGAUUGUAUCGUUGUUUCAUGUGGUUUCUAUGAAUAAUCGUUCAUGUGACAUAGUGUUAUUGUGCUUCCUGUGUAUAUCCGCAGGUCCGGCAGGAAAAAUCACGUAUACGAUAAGAGGAGAACAUACUUGGAGGAUGGACAAUCAAUUUAAAAUAUAGGUUCACAAAGGUUACUGCGGGAGUUGCGAUGCCAACGUACCACAAUGCGGGUGGCGGAUACCCGAAUGUGUCAGCGCCAGCGCGGCAAGCGAAGCUCGACGGCAACCAGAAUCACCAUACGAUCCCCUCAAACGUAACGUCCCAUCCCCUAUUACAGAACAGCACGCAACACAACGUUCCUUCCAACUUGUCUACAAGCAACAUUCCGUCCCACCCAGUAUCACCGACAAUGACUACGCAUUCGAACGUCGUCGCUCCAAAUCUAACGAGUCACAUGAACACCGGUUCACCGCCGGUGAUCCUCACCGCGAACAUCACAAACCCCAGCAAUCCUACCGCGUUAGCGGUGAAUCCGAGACACGAGGUCAAACUGAACGCUAUGCCAUGGUUUCACGGGAAAAUAUCGCGGGAAACUGCCGAGAGAUUGUUGCGACCUAGAGAAGACGGCCUGUUCCUAGUCCGGGAGUCGACGAAUUUCCCCGGCGAUUAUACGCUGUGCGUGUGCUAUCAGGGUCGGGUGCAGCACUACCGUGUGAAAUACAAGAACAAUCAGCUGACCAUUGACGACGAGGAGUUCUUCGAGAAUUUGGCGUUGUUGGUCGAGCACUACGAGCAAGAUGCGGAUGGCCUGUGCACGCAGCUGACCAAGUCCCUGCCGAAACAGGGGAAACAGGACUUCUGCGUGGACCCGAAGGCGUUUAUGGAGGCUGGCUGGGUGAUCCAGACCCACGAACUAGAACUAAGGGAGUGCAUCGGCAAGGGAGAAUUCGGGGAUGUGUUGCUGGGCGUCUAUCGGGGCGAAAGGGUCGCAGUGAAGAUGCUGAAGGACAACAGCGAGGCAGCUCAGAGGUUUCUAGCCGAGGCUAGCUUGAUGACGUCGCUGAUCCACGACAACCUGGUGAAGCUGCUGGGCCUCGUUUUCAAUAAUCAACACAUGUACCUGGUUACGGAGUAUAUGAGCAAAGGAUCCCUGGUGGAUUAUCUGAGAUCACGGGGUAGAUUGCACGUCUCCAAGAAGGAUCAGAUCAACUUCGCCUACGACACGUGCGCUGGCAUGGCGUAUUUGGAGUCCAGGCACGUAGUGCACAGAGAUCUGGCCGCGAGAAACGUUCUCGUUGCGGAGGACAAUUCUGCCAAAGUGUCCGACUUCGGGCUGGCAAGGGACGAGAACUUUUCCCUCGAGGGCGGCAAGCUGCCCAUCAAAUGGACUGCACCAGAGGCUUUAAAGCAGAAUAAGUUUUCAAAUAAGUCUGAUAUGUGGAGUUUUGGCAUACUUUUGUGGGAGAUUUAUUCCUUUGGCCGUGUACCAUACCCACGAAUUCCAUUGGCGGAUGUUGUAAAAUGCGUAGAAAAGGGAUACAAAAUGGAGCAACCAGACGGUUGUCCGCACGAGGUUUACGACAUUAUGAGACAAGCAUGGGACUUGCAACCUGAAAAGCGACCUACUUUUCACGAUAUAAAAUUAGUGUUGGGUCAACUGAAAUCGGAGUACACCAAAGGUGUGAAUUAAAAAGGGACACCACUUAUUUGUGGUAGACUUGAUAUAGAAAAUAUGGGAAACACGGAAUUAGCACUUCCAGGAAUGAUACUUCAUCGAAAUCAGGGUCGAGGUAGUGACUCUAAAUACUUCUCUCGAGGGAACGCAAUGUGUUUUUCUUUCAUUGUAUAUUUUUUUCUCAUUGUACAAAAUAGUAUCCAUAUCGCUUGUAUUUAUUGUUUACUUUAAUUACCUAAAGAUAGAGCCUGUUUGAGUUUGUUUCUUGUGUUUGUUUUUUUUUCGUAUAAGAGUAUUCUGCAUACACAUUCACCUGCGUCAAUCGUGCCUUUGGCCAAGUUAAAGUUCACGACAGAAGAAAAGAUGGAAGAAAGGAAUUUUGACUUGUAGUACUUGUCUUCGGGUAGUACUUAGAAAGAGAAUACAGAGCUGGAAGAUUCUUUAAAUACGAAAUACUUAUCUAUUACUUAAUUCCUUUUUAUAAUCAGAUUUUUUUGGACGGAAAACGCGACAAUUUUGUUACGACCGCGCAAAUUAUGUGAACUUUCUUUUCUAAUAAUUUUCGUUGUUUUUACGACUUUAGAAAUGUUUUCAGGUGUAUGAAGCGCCUUCAUUGAACUGAAUUUUAACAGAGAAAUAAAUAGAAAAUUGUCGCUAUACAGUACUCAUUUAUACAAUACCUUUUUGGACUUAAGCUCAUAAGGUUGGAUAUCAGCAUUUUUUCACGUAACAAUAAAACCGGACGGAUUGUAGAAGGAAUUAGAAAUUUUUACCUUAAGUGGUUCAAGAGAUCUUCACACAUUUCAAAGACGUUACAGCAAAUUGUAGAUUACAAGUUAGUCGUAUAAGUUCUUUAAUCAAAGAUUCGUCAUAGUGAAGUAUUAAUUUUUAAACUAAAUUAUUGCAACCAACGUGCAUGAAUUAUUUAAGUUAACUUGCGAGAUAUUUGACUAUAUAUGUAUAUAUGCAUAUAUAGCAGUGUAAAUGUAUCUGUAAAUACUUUUGUACAUAUCCGAUUACCGAGAAAAGAAGUAAUAUUUCGAAUACAGUUGAUAUUGAUUAGGAGAUUUAAUAUUGUGGAUUGUCCAUAAUUUUUUUUUUUAUUCUAGUUUGUAAGACAAUGAUUGAUUUACACCGCGAUAUCGAAUUGUCCAUAUGCAAUCGCACCAAUGUAACGCAAUCGUAGAGAAACUCAGACAAAUAUAAAAUAAUUAAUAUUUAAAAUAAUUAAAAAGGAUUGUAGACUUUCGUGUUAUUCUAUCUUUCUUCUGUAAUAUAGGAACCCAUGACUUAUUUAAUACUUUUUCCAACAGUUAUUAACGGGUUAAGAAUAUUUAUUCAUAGAGGAUAGGCGGAUUUCGACAAAUUAGAAGAAUGGAAGAAAAGGAGAGAGAGAAACGGGAAAAUACUGUUAAAGUAUCCUGGAUUAUUGGAAGAUUAUAAAUUGGUAUUAUAUCGGUAUAAAGUUUCUCGCUUUAAGCACAAAGUUUCUUGACAACGGAACAUUAAUGAAAAUACUUUUUGUCAGAGUUGUAUACACUCCGUGACUUAUUGUUAGAAAAUUAAAAAAAAAAUGAAAGAAACAUGGCAAUGUACUCAGUUCCUCGCAUUUGUUAAUUGUUUUGUAAUAGCAUUUGGAAGAAGGACCGUCGCGACUGAAUAAGCUUUGUAACGAUAAUUAAUUACUAAGCAACACUGUUACGUAAGAGAGCGUGUUUAUAGUCGAGUUAAUAUCAAUUGAUAACUCGAGGCCGCUCUUCUUCCUACCAUGAGUACUGUCAGACAUUACUUCCAUUGUGCAGUAUAAGAAUAGCGAAAUGUGUGAUCGAGAUAACUAGAUAAUAGACAAAACAAAUUUUUGACCAUAAUUACAUGAUGCGUUUGACUCUUUACCAAUACCUUAGAUAUAAUUAAUAAAAUUGCCGAAUAAAAUUAGCAGUAUUCUUGCAAAUUCUACUACAAAAGACAGUUUCGUAAUUGGCCUUGAGCGACAGAUUGAUCUUGAUCCGACUAUAACAGUCUGAAAGUAGUAGGUAGCCGCAUAGGUAUGUAGCGUAUUUGUAAACGUGCAGUCCAUUUAUAACUUCAAUGACAUGUAACAUAAUGUAUAUGGCUCUAAUCAGUACCUAACGUUUCUGACGAUAAUAACUCUGACCCGUGUUUUCCGCGUUACGAAGUUGUUUUCGGCGUUCUACGAAAACAGUUUCGUAUUCGACGUUACUCGUAAUCGAAUCUUGACGCUGCCCUUGCUUGGUACUUUUUACGUUUUUGCUGAAUAUCGGUCCCUCUGUACUUUGUGGUAACCUUCUUUUAGGCAGCAUGGUAUUACCCCCGACUGCGGUGUGUGAAAAAUGUUACUUGUUCUUGUGUAAUCCAUCAUGCACGCGAAUAUUUGUUACAUAAACGGCGUUAUAGUUUUCUGAAUGUGAGCAGUGUGUUAAAUUCGUUUAUUUUUUAUUCAUGAUAAAAUCUAUUAUAGAUUGUAAGAAGUUUAAUAUAUAUAUAUAUAUAUAUAUAUAUAUUAAAUGUAUAUGUAUAUAUAUAUAUAUUUAUAUAAAAAAAUAUAUGAUAUAUAAAUAUAUAUAUGUAUAUUGAAUAACAAACUACAUGGUAACCAUGGACGUGAGUGAGUUAACUUUAAACUAAGGGUGCAUCUAAUCCGCAUUCGAGGAUGAAUGAAUGUGACUGGGAGCGUACGCGACAACAAGAAAAGAAAAUAAUGGUGUAUGUUUAUGUCGGUGAUUCACGUUUUUUGGCCUCUACAAAUCCGGUCUGUAACGAUUCCUGAGAAUAUUCAAGUAGUUCGACCAUGGUUUCGUGUUGUUACUCCCUCUACAAUUCUAAAGAUUCUCAAUAGGGCAGCUAUAGCGGGAACUAAAUUGGUUCGGAUACCAGGCAUAGCGACAGUUAAUGAAGUGAAUUAACGGUUAAUAAAGGAAGAGAAGUUACACUGCAUUUGUUCACCGGUUGUAAUUAUUUCUAGCCGUGGGACAAAUGUGUGAUUUAUGUAUUCGUAAUGUUUUUAGUGUGACAAAUUCGUGUACAGAAUAUUUCACAGAAUGCGGAUAUGAGAAGCUGAAAAUACAUUCGAGAAAGGAAAUAAUGAAAUAAAGAAUCGUAUAAAUAUUUGCCGUAUUUGAUGUUCAUUUUUGCUUAUAUCUUUAGUUUAAUGUACAAAUAUUUUUAUAACCGACUAGUUAUUUAAUUCUUUUCAUAAAAAAUGUUUUCGCAAAGAAUAUAUACUUUCUAGAAAAAUUAAUUUCAUAAAAAUUAUAUUUGUGAUGAUCUGCUCGGCUAGAUUACUUUGCACGGAAAUUAACAUUGUAAUAAAACGUUUUUAAUAGAUUCAUGGCUAGUUCUGUAUUCUAGGAAAUAUCCUGUACAUAGGUAUUCAGAAAGUUUGCGCCGUAAUACGUUACUGGGUCUUCCAAAGACAUCCAGCAUUUGAAGAGACGUUCUUACGAUGUUCGAUGGUGCAUUUAAAAAAUUCGAGUUACGCACGGAGGAGAAUUUCAUUCCGCACAUAAAGGAGAAACGCGACAAUUGUAAUAAAUUUGCCUCUUAUUAUCUCGUUACUUUUCUUAUUUAAUCUCCAAUGUUAUACUUUACUGCCAAAUGCUAAUAAACUCGUGAUAUUCGGUC